AACAAACUCAUUACUGUGACUAUGUUUAGUGUAGAAUGUACUUGGUUAUGUUAAUCGAUUUGCUUUUUCACUUGUUAUUAAACAAAUGCUGCCAUUGGAUUGCAACAAACAAAAACAAUUGCCAGACGAUGUGAGUCAUGACAGUGAUGAGGAUGAUUCGCUCCAUAACGGGCAUGUGCUCGACCAAUAAAUGCGCUAUGUUGGUUUGUUUUAAACCAAUCAGAAUGAUCGGGAGGCGGGAUUUAUGUUGAAAGGGGCGGGGUUGACAAACCAUCCUCAAGAGUUGUUCCGCUGUCCAACUUCCUAUUCCUAUUAAUGUUUUAUACUCACACGCUGAACGAGAGCUGUCAUAAAGCGGUGUAGGAGAUUUAUGAACCAUGAAGAGAGAAAUUGCAGCUGUGGUAUCAUUCUUCCUGAAGGCGCUUGUGAAAAAGGGAGGGAAGUUGGAGUUGCAAAAGAUGGAUCUGUUUGUUGAGAGGCUGGCUGUUGCACUGCAGGAGAAGUUCAAGGGGCACUGGUACCCUGAAAAUCCCAACAAAGGACAGGCUUACAGGUGUAUCCGCAUGAACAGGCUCCACAGGCAGGAUCCAGAGCUCCUUCGGGCCUGCCGAGAGAGCGGCGUUCAGUUCAAUGAACUUGUACUGGCCCUUGAACUCACGCUGUGGGUGGACCCCGGCGAGGUCAGUUGCAGGUACGGAGAGCACAAUCCCAGCUUUUCACUUGCCAGCUUCUCUUGUGAUGAUAAGGGAGACACGGAUGUUGCAAAGGUAACCGGCGCUUGGGAGAGUGUGACGUCGGACUACCACUCGGGUUCCUCCUCAGAUGAGGAAAGCGAAGACGUUCCCCCCCACCCUGUAUACAACGGCCACAGUCCUUACCAGGUGAUUAAUCCCGCUGUUCCUACUUGGCAUUGUAAGAAGAUGGUACCAGGGAAAGUUCACCUCCUUCCACGGCCGCACUAUGGCUCCAGGUCUCUCGUCAGAGCCCCGCCCACUUUCAGGCCCGGUCCGUGGGUCCCUCCUGGCUUUGGAGACAGGCCUCCUCGUUACUGGGACACAACACACAAUCUGACCAUGCGUUACAAAUAGGAACCAUGGUGCACAAUGUUUGCACCAGAGUAGACAUUAAAGCUGAAGACAACUUUAAAAUGACUGAACAAUGUUUCUUUUUCUGAACAUUUAUAGAUUCAAUAAUAAUUGUUUUUUGACCAAAACAAUUCCCUUUUGCACUUUACACCAUUUUUUUAUACUUUAAAUUAAUCACUUGUAUUUAAUUAUAUAUUUAUAUUGGAAUACUACAUGUUGAAGUACUGUAUUUUUACAAUGGGAGAUGUUCAUGUAUGCCACCUACUUUACUUUACCUUACUUUUUUGCAGUAAUAUGUGUUAUUUUUUCAUUGUGUAGGAUUGUCAGAUGUCAGACUUAAAUUUAUGGAGUUUUAUUCAACACAAUUUCCAAGCAUCA
Pseudoliparis swirei is the source of this 1463-nucleotide messenger RNA. RefSeq names its product B-cell translocation gene 3 (gene btg3). Gene Ontology annotation, cellular component: nucleus; cytoplasm. Bases 378 to 1088 code for a protein of 236 amino acids. The transcript has 5 exons. Gene Ontology annotation, biological process: negative regulation of cell population proliferation; negative regulation of mitotic cell cycle. The record is from RefSeq and is a predicted model, not a curated record. Lineage: Eukaryota; Metazoa; Chordata; Actinopteri; Perciformes; Liparidae.